This is a messenger RNA of Cyclocybe aegerita, 1938 nucleotides long. NCBI's taxonomy places the organism in Eukaryota, Fungi, Basidiomycota, Agaricomycetes, Agaricales, Hemipholiotaceae. The record is from the annotation of a GenBank genome assembly.
AUGACAUCCUGGCCGCCACCUCCAGCAUGGGUUCCGACCACGGCGUACGUCCCGACAGUCGAUCCCAGAUUCAGCAUGCCGACGGGGUACCCACAACAAUUGCAACCAAGUCCGCCCUGGUUCACCCAUCCCCUCCCCGCGCAACCUGACCCAUAUCGCACGAAUGCGUCACCUGCAGCCACCGCCCACAGGUCCAUCAAAUAUCCCUCGUUGAAUCCUGCGCUAGCAGAGGACACCACGAUGCUCCGCUACGACUUGAAACAAAAGCCAUCAACGUCCAUCAUGCCGUCGAUAUACUACCAUUAUCGCGUAAUGCCCGUUAUAGCAAACUCUUGCCACCGCCUACGCAUCAUCUGCAAGGCCUUCCCUUGGCAGAUCGACAUCUCAACGCAGGGGAGCGUAACUUGCGGGGACCUGUGGGAGGCCGUGUACGCCGCGCUCCAGGAGCCGAUCGCGGAUUCGGAGUGGGGGUUCCUCAUCACGCAGGAAGGCAAGAGGGCAGCGGUCGAGAAGGCGGCGAAGAAGAGACUCGAGUUGGAGCCGAUGAGCGACAAGCGCCCAAAGCGGAUCGAUUAUUUGGGAGACAUGACACUGUUUAGAGGGCUGGAGAGGGAUGAGGAUUUCGCGAAGCUGAGGCAGCUACCUUUUGCGCCGACAUCGGAUCGCCCACCUCCUGAUAUUCUCGGUUUGGACUGUAUCUUAGGCUGUGGCGAUGUCGUGAAGAAACCCAAGCUCGACCAACACCGAUUACGGUGCCAUACCGGUUUCGAUUGCAUAGAUUGUUCAAAGACGUUCAAUACUCCGGGAGAGUAUAAGGGCCAUACAUCGUGUAUAUCAGAGGCGGAGAAAUACCAAAAAGGUCUGUAUAAGGGUCCAAAAACUGGUGCUUCCCAGUCAAACGGCCCAGCAUCCCAAUCUGUGACUCCGGCAGAGUCAACCACAUCUGCUGCUGCUGAACCAGCUUCAGCACAACGUGCAUCCAACGCUCAAUGGAAUCAUAGGCCCACGCCUCAAACCAACGGAUACCACCAGCGUGGUCAAAACAGUCAUAACGGAUGGGGGCGGAAUUAUUCUAAAUCGACGGGGGCGAACGACACACCCCUUGGAGCCUCAACGAGAAACUCGCCUGUUAACCCUCCGGCUACUCCGACGCCGAUUGUACAGACUCCAGCACCUGCAGUGGAGAAGACGAAGACAAACGGGAAGGAGAAGAAGAGAAAAAAUAUCUCGGAGGAUAAGGUGGACGCUGACGCACCGUCGAACAAAAAGGCGAAACUCGCCGUGGACCCAGCAUCUAUAUCUCUUCCCGAUUCACCUGCGCCGUCUACGACAGAAGAGAAGAAGGAGAAAAAGUCGAAGAAGGGCAAGGAGGCGAAAGAGGCGAAAGAAGGAGAGAAUGGAGAGAAGAAGAAAAAGAAGGGUAAGAAGAGCAAGGGAGAAGAAACAGCUAUAGCCGAAGUCGCCGCUCACGAUGAGGAGAGCAAGAAGGACAAGAAGAAGAGCAAAAAGUCGAAAGAUGUCGAAGAGGCUGCUGGGCCUGCGUCCUUGCAUUCCAGUGGUGGAGAGGUUAACGGCUCAGAGGAGAAGGAGAAGAAAAAGCGGAAAAAAGACGGAGACGGCGAGAAGAAGAAAAAGAAGGACAAGGACGAGUUAGCACCGGCGUUGGACACGAUGGAGGUGGAUUCGACGCCCGCUGGGGUCGAGAAGAGGAAAAAGAAGAAGGACCAAAAGGACAGAUCGGCGCCUGCGGCUGAGGCGAUGGACGUCGAUGUCGAUCCAACGACGACCGUCGGGUUGAAGGAGAAGAAGAAAAAGGAGAAGAUUCCCUCCGACGGCAUAGAGGUCAACUCUACCCCUGCUGACGAACCCAAGGAGAAGGACAAGAAAGAGAAGAAGCAAAAGAAGGACAAAAAGCAGAAGGAUAUCGCGAUCUCAUGA